This is a messenger RNA of Verticillium nonalfalfae, 1023 nucleotides long. RefSeq lists its product as uncharacterized. The transcript is spliced from 3 exons. Gene Ontology annotation, biological process: regulation of exit from mitosis. Gene Ontology annotation, molecular function: GTPase activity; GTP binding. The coding region runs from base 1 to 1023 and encodes 340 amino acids. The record is from RefSeq and is a predicted model, not a curated record. Gene Ontology annotation, cellular component: spindle pole body. NCBI's taxonomy places the organism in Eukaryota, Fungi, Ascomycota, Sordariomycetes, Glomerellales, Plectosphaerellaceae.
AUGAUGGAGUCUCACGAUCAGCCGCCCCAGGACGUCCUCCUCCACCACCAUGCCGACGACACACUCGGCGGCAUCGACGGCUCGCCGCGUGUCGACUCACCCUCCCAGAACAAUGGCAUCAGCCGGCCCGAUAGCCGACUCCGACAUGGCCAGAGCCAGUCCCUCGACCACGGCAUCUCCUCCCAUUCCCCACACCCAGAAGAGGCAGCCGCCCAUCAAGACGAAUAUCAUCAGCGCUACACAAACACCCCUCCAAUCCCCGCAGCUCCUGCCGCCUCCAUCUCCCGCCCUGCGUCAGGCCUCUCGGGCGCCGGCGCCGCCACCAAUAACAGCAAUAAUGCGCCGCAACAGCAACAACAAUAUGGAGGCAGCGAGCACGGAUCACGAGGGGGCAGCGGCCAGAGCGCCGAGGCAGCCGCCAGCAAUGCAGCCGCCAACGGCCGAAACCACGUCGUAAUAAAGGUCGGCAUGGUGGGUGACGCACAGAUCGGCAAGACGAGCUUGAUGGUCAAGUACGUCGAGGGCAGCUGGGACGAGGACUACAUCCAGACACUGGGUGUCAACUUUAUGGAGAAGACAAUCUCCAUCCGCAACACGGAAAUCACUUUCUCCAUCUGGGACUUGGGCGGCCAGCGCGAGUUCGUCAACAUGCUGCCGCUCGUAUGCAACGACGCCGUCGCCAUUCUGUUCAUGUUCGACUUGACGCGAAAGAGCACACUCAACAGCAUCAAGGAGUGGUACCGACAGGGACGUGGGUUCAACAAGACGGCCAUUCCCAUUCUCGUGGGCACCAAGUACGACCACUUUGUCAACUUUCCCAGGGAAGACCAGGAGGAAAUCUCCAACCAGGCUCGUCGCUUUGCCAAGGCAAUGCGCGCCGCCCUCAUCUUCAGCAGCACAAGCCACAGCAUCAACGUGCAAAAGAUCUUCAAGAUUGUGCUGUCCAAAGCCUUCGAUCUCAAAUGCACGAUUCCUGAGAUCGAGAACGUCGGCGAACCCCUCCUGCUCUACCAAAGCUGCUGA